Messenger RNA from Fibroporia radiculosa, 2922 nucleotides. RefSeq lists its product as uncharacterized. The record is from RefSeq and is a predicted model, not a curated record. Gene Ontology annotation, cellular component: MutSalpha complex; nucleus. Gene Ontology annotation, molecular function: mismatched DNA binding; ATP-dependent DNA damage sensor activity; ATP binding. The transcript is spliced from 24 exons. Bases 1 to 2922 code for a protein of 973 amino acids. Lineage: Eukaryota; Fungi; Basidiomycota; Agaricomycetes; Polyporales; Fibroporiaceae. Gene Ontology annotation, biological process: mitotic recombination; mismatch repair.
AUGUCGUUAAUGUAUGGGAAGGAGAAGGAUGCAGAUCAUGAGAUUGACAAUACUUCACAUCCUGGGUUCAUCAAGUUCUUUGCGGGGCUGCCUCCCAAAUCUCCUGAGACGGGCACAGUGCGCCUCUUCUUUCGAAACGAAUAUUACUCGGCGCAUGGGCCUGAUGCACUUUACGUCGCUUCUCAUGUUUUCCGCACGAACUCUGUUGUCAAGUAUCUCGGGGCAGGGGGCAAGUCUGGCCUUCCCAGUGUGACUAUGACGGAGAGUUUGGCGAAACAAUUUCUUAGAGAAGCCUUGACGGCUAAACAGCUCAAGGUCGAAAUAUGGGGCCCCGAGGCUGGACAAGGAAAGAAGGCGACCAAGUUCAAGUUGGAUAAGGAGGCUUCACCAGGUAACUUGCAGGCUGUGGAAGACCUCUUAUUCGUCAAUACGGAUAUCCUGUCCGCACCCAUUGUUAUGGCUAUUAAGACUGCGUCUACGUCUGCCGUGGGCGGCGGCUCAUCCAAGGCAAAAACAACAUCCAUUGGCAUUGCCUUCGCGGACACAAGCACUCGUGAAAUUGGGGUUGCCGAUUUCGCUGACAACGACUUGUUCUCGAACAUUGAGGCACUAAUUCAGUUGUCUGUGAAAGAGGCGCUCAUACCCACCGGGACCUCGAGUGGGACGACUGAACGGGAUUUUGAGCUGAAGAAACUUAAAGAGGUUCUUGACCGCUGUGGCGUGGUCAUCACAGAGCGCAAACCAAGCGAGUUCACUGCGAAGAAUAUAAAAGAUGACAUGGUUAGGCUCUUGAACCCAAGUUCCAUACCAUCGUCAUCGAAUGUCGAUACCUCCCAAGUUAUCCCCGAGCUUUCGCUCCCUGUUGCUCCGUCUGCGUUAUCGGCGCUCGUCUCCUACCUCUCCCUUCUGACGGAUCCAAGUAAUCACGGCGCAUUUACACUCCGCGCGCAUGAUCUAUCACAGUUUAUGAAACUGGAUGCUAGCGCGCUCAGGGCCUUGAAUCUCAUCGAGGCUCCUGGAACUAUAGGUUCGAACAAAAACACUACUUUGUUCGGGCUAUUGAACAAGUGCAAGACUGCGCAGGGCUCUAGACUUUUGGGUAGCUGGCUCAAGCAGCCCUUGGUCAAUCUGCAUGAAAUUCACAAGCGACAGAACUUGGUCGAAAUUCUUGUAGAAGAUGCAAACGCCAGGAGGAUUCUCCAAGAUGAUUACCUGAAGAUGAUGCCUGACAUGCAUCGAAUUUGCAAGCGAUUUCAAAAGUCCGUGGCAUCCCUUGAGGACGUUGUACGCAUAUACCAAGCUGUUCUGAAGUUGGAAGGUCUUAUCGCUACCGUUGAGGGAAUUGAGACGGUGCACGAGGGGUACAAGGAGUUGAUUGAGGAAACAUACCUCACGAAGUUGCAAGAAUCUAACAGUAGUCUGUCCAAGUACGCUGAGAUGGUGGAGCAGACCCUUGAUCUUGAUGAACUGGAACGUCACAACUUUGUUAUCAAACCAGACUACGACGCCCGGUUGCAGACGUUGGCCGAUAAACUCAAGGACCUGCGAGAUGGCCUCGACCAGGAACAUCGAGAUGUGGCUAAUGACUUGGACAUCGAAAUUGACAAGAAGUUGCACCUGGAGAAUUCUCCUACUUACGGCUACUGCUUCCGGGUUACGAAGAACGAUUCAAAAGUCAUCGCGAAGCAGAAGAAGAAAUACACCGAGUUAUGCACCCUCAAAAAUGGUGUAUUUUUUACUACACGCACGUUGAAAGAGCUUGCCACAGACUAUCAAGAAACCACGGAAAUGUAUGCCAAAACCCAGAGUGGAUUGGUCAAGGAAGUCGUCAACAUUGCUUCUACUUACACGCCCGUACUUGAGUCCUGGAACACCGUCCUCGCACAUUUGGAUGUGAUUGUCAGUUUCUCUCAUGUGGCAGUAAAUGCGCCGGAGAGUUAUGUGAAACCUCAAGUCUUGGAGCAAGGUUCGGGCAGUUUGAUUCUUAAGGACGCACGCCAUCCGUGCCUAGAAGUUCAAGACGACAUGAGCUUCAUACCAAAUGACAUCCAGAUGAUCAAGGACGAAAGCGAGUUUCAGAUUAUCACUGGUCCAAACAUGGGAGGCAAGAGCACAUACAUUCGCCAGACAGGCGUUAUCGCUCUCAUGGCGCAGACUGGGAGCUUCGUUCCCUGCUCAGAAGCGAGCUUGCCGGUGUUUGAUUCAAUUCUGUGUCGUGUUGGUGCCGGGGACAGCCAGUUGAAGGGAAUCUCCACAUUCAUGGCAGAGAUGCUGGAGACCGCCACCAUUCUUCGGUCGGCGUCAAAAGAUUCGCUCAUAAUCAUUGACGAGCUGGGGCGAGGAACUUCGACCUAUGAUGGGUUCGGACUAGCGUGGGCUAUCUCAGAGCAUAUAGCCUCCAAAAUCCGCGCCUUUUGUCUCUUUGCCACUCAUUUUCAUGAGCUUACUGCUUUAGAUCAAGAGAUAACCCAUGUAAAGAACCUUCACGUAGUUGCACACGUGUCAAAGUCCGAUGAGAAUACUCGCGACCGCGACAUCACUCUCUUAUACAAAGUGGAGCCUGGUGUUUGCGAUCAAAGCUUCGGAAUCCACGUCGCUGAGCUGGCAAACUUCCCUGAGAACGUUGUAAAGCUGGCCAAGCGCAAAGCAGACGAGCUCGAGGACUUUAACACUGCGGAGGAACGCCAAGGAGACCUAGAGUUACCAGCGAAUGUGAUCGAAGAAGGGACAAAGAUCAUCGAGGACCUGUUGCGAACUUGGGCAUCGCAUGUGUCAGAACACGAUGGCGAAGAUGUUGUUAUGAGUGAUGCGGAAGACGCUUCUCACGUCGCUCAGCUAGAAGAACUGAAAAAAUGCGUAGAACAGUUCCGGCCUCAGAUUGAGAGCAACCCUUGGGUUCAAAAUGUUCUUGCGUCCCUGUGA